AUGCUGCUAAGGCUAGGUCUCCUCAGCCUACUGGCCCUCUCUCCCUCUCUGGCUGCCCCACACCAAGGCUCCCUCCCUGGAGUGGAUUCUCCCCACAGGAGCUCCAGAAACAACAAGCUGCUGCUCAUCUCAUUCGAUGGGUUCCGCUGGGACUAUGACAGGGAUGUGGACACCCCUCACUUGGACACGAUGGGCCGGGACGGCGUCAGGGCUGCCUACGUCACACCCCCCUACCUCACCAUCACCAGCCCCACACACUUCACCCUGCUCACAGGUCGGUACAUAGAGAACCAUGGAGUGAUCCACAAUAUUUGGUUCAACACUACGACCCAGGAGAAGAAACAGUACUACAUGACCCAGUUUGUGGAUUCCUACUGGGACAACGGGAGUCUGCCCAUCUGGAUAACAGCGCAGAGACAAGGUCUGAAGGCAGGCUCCCUCCACUUCCCCGGCACGGCCGCCACCUACAAAGGUGAGAGAGUAAAGGUCAGCCAGGUGGAACCUCGUUUCUAUGAGCACAACAAUGAGACAGACUGGAGGAUCAAUAUCGACAAGGUGAUUGGUCAGUGGUUCUCCAAGGAGGACCUAGACUUUGUGUCUUUGUACUUCGGUGAACCAGAUGCAACGGGACACAAGUAUGGACCAGAUUCCCCGGAGCGCCGGGAGAUGGUCCAACAAGUGGACCGGACCGUGGGAUACAUCCGUGAUACCACCCGGAAUCAUGGCCUCUCUGAUCGGCUCAACAUCAUUAUCACUGCUGAUCACGGAAUGACCACUGUGCUCCGGAAUGGCCUGGUCGACGAGAUCAUCCUGUCCAAGAUUCCGGGAUUUGACUUCCGGGAUAUCAAGUUCCAACUUGUGGAUUAUGGACCAACAGGAAUGCUUCUCCCCAGAGAGGGAAUGCUGGAGAAGGUGUACCAGGCCCUGAAAGGGGGCCACCCUCACCUGCAUGUGUAUAAGAAGGAGGACAUGCCUGGUAGGCUUCACUAUAGUAACCACCCUCGCCUCCUGCCCCUGAUUCUCUUCGCUGAUCAAGGAUAUGUCAUCAAUGGCUUUUUCCCAGUCCAGUUCAACAAGGGAGAGCACGGCUAUGAUAACCAGAUGAUGGACAUGAAGCCGUUCUUCAGAGCUGCGGGGCCUGACUUCCAGAAGAACCUGGCUGUGGGACCCUUUGAGACGGUCAACGUGUACCCGCUGAUGUGCCACCUCCUGGGCAUCAAACCGGAGGUCAACGAUGGGUCCCUGGAGGUCACCCGCCAGAUGCUGGUUCCCAAAAAGGACCAGGGAUCCUAUGAGAACAGGGACAUCCAGUGGGAUCUAUUCAUCGGCCUGUCAUCGGUCGCUGGUAUAUUAGCGCUGGUGUUUGUUGUCACCACAGCUCAUGCCAUGUUGAAAAGGACUAAAAUGGACCGGAGGUAG
Salvelinus namaycush (lake trout) is the source of this 1419-nucleotide messenger RNA. RefSeq names its product ectonucleotide pyrophosphatase/phosphodiesterase family member 7-like. The transcript has 5 exons. The record is from RefSeq and is a predicted model, not a curated record. The coding region runs from base 1 to 1419 and encodes 472 amino acids. Lineage: Eukaryota; Metazoa; Chordata; Actinopteri; Salmoniformes; Salmonidae.